Messenger RNA from Phycomyces blakesleeanus NRRL 1555(-), 156 nucleotides. RefSeq lists its product as hypothetical. The transcript has 2 exons. The coding region runs from base 1 to 156 and encodes 51 amino acids. The record is from RefSeq and is a predicted model, not a curated record. NCBI's taxonomy places the organism in Eukaryota, Fungi, Mucoromycota, Mucoromycetes, Mucorales, Phycomycetaceae.
AUGAAUAUGCUCUUAUAUGUGAUAAAUCCAACAUCUGAGUGUCUGGAUCACCACAGCAGCAGCCAUCCUAAAUACUUGCCAAAGGACUUUGGUUGCCCAAUGUGGAGAGAGACAAGUAUCUUGGCUGGAACUGCCGGGAUUAAGGCAAUGUACUAA